Psylliodes chrysocephalus is the source of this 1127-nucleotide messenger RNA. The record is from the annotation of a GenBank genome assembly. NCBI's taxonomy places the organism in Eukaryota, Metazoa, Arthropoda, Insecta, Coleoptera, Chrysomelidae.
UACCCAAGGUUACCCCUCGCUAUAUAACGAAAUUGUCGACUGGGGGGGCACUAGUUACCUCUUUGCCAGCAUCCGGGAAAUUUUCACCAUGUUUUUUUUGUUACUUUCCCUGACUCUAGCGGCCACCGUCCAAGGCCAAGGCUACCACGGCGACCCAAGAACGGCCGCCAUCUUAGCAGAGGAUCGCUACCUGCAAGCUGACGGGCGGUUCGGCGCUCAAUACCAACAAGAGGACGGCGUAAACUUCAAAGAAACCAGCUCUCCUGAUGGUACGCGACAGGGAAGUUACUCUUACAUCGACCCCAACGGUCAAAGGCACACCAUCUCUUACACGGCCGGUAAACAUGGAUUUAUGGCGACAGGAGACGGUAUCCCCCAACCGGUACCGACUACUCUGCCAGUAGCACCGCAACCUAAUUACACACCUUUACCUCAAUACAAUCCUCCAGAAUAUUCUAGGCCAAGACCGCAACCACAAUAUCAGCCUCAACCUCAAUACCAGCCACAACCGCAAUACCAACCACAACCUCAAUACCGGCCACAACCCCAGUACCAGCCACAACCACAGUACCAGCCACAACCACAGUACCAACCACAACCACAGUACCAAACCACUACUCCCAGCCCACACAGAUUUUACCCUCCCGGUAAAUUAUCCUUGAACAGAUCCCCUGAUGGUUAUCAGUUCAGUUUUAAGAGUGCUUAGGUUGUGUUUGUUAUCUAGACAGGCUGUGUUUAAAAUUUUAGAAUAAUAUUUUGAAUUUUUAAAAUAAUAACAGUCAUGUGUCAUCUUGACGUUUAGAUUUUUUCAGUAAACCGUGACAGUUUUAAUAGUUUAAUUAAAAUUUAAAGAUUGGUAGUAAUAUUUUUGUGAAGUGUCACUUUUACUGUCAAAUAUUACUCUGUCAAGAUGACAUUUGACAUUUAGGGAAUGACAGGUGUUUAAAAUAGGUUGUAAAAUGUCUAAAUAGCUGGUAAUUCAAUUUUUUUGUUUUUAAUGUCAUUAAAAUAUUGAUAAAAGUAAAUUUAGAACUAUAUUAAUCUAUACUUUUUGUCCAUUUAAUAUUGUAAAUUUAGAUUUACUUUAUUUAGCAAUAUUUUGUGACAUCUUUGUGAGUAUAGUAGGU